CCAAGGCGUUGAAAAGCCUUCUUCCCCCACCGUUAAACAUACCUACAUACAAUCAUUCACGCACGUUAAAACACGCCGGACCGACGAGUGUACAACCAUAGCACACCAAGUACAUACCCAUCAGAGGCACACCACGCGUUAGUUGUUCCGGCACCAACAGCAGAAGAAGUCGCCCGUACAUAUUAUAUACGUUAAAACGUCAACAACAAAGUUCACUUAUCGCGCCCGUCGUUUAAUUCUCGAGAGGUUAAGAGAAACACUCGCGUGCUCUGUUCGUUCGUCAACAUAACAUUGGGUAUUAUACCUACUCGUACGUCCCGUAUAUUCGAGAGACUUAUACUUUCGACGACGAGAGGACGAGUCAUCGGAGCAUUUAUGUAUAUACGUACGAACACGCCGGUCGUUCCAAACUCGUCGGCACGUACGCUCGAUUUUAUCUGUCCGUCGAAGACGAAUUUAAUAGAAAAGAAAAAAUAAAUAGGGAAACAGUGAAUAAGUGAGGAUAACAACGUAAUAUUGUACUAACAUAGUGUAAAAUAAUCAGCCGGACAGCAUAAUAUACAGUUGAUAGACCACGUGUGCGCGCUGUGUGCAAGACGAAAGAAAAAAAAAAGUAUUCUAGUGUGUACGCAUGUACAGCAAUCGAUUGUCGUCGUCAGUGUUGCGCCUGUUUACAGUGUUACAAAUUAUUUUAACGAUUGAUCAUACUUGUCGCAAAACAGUGAAGUUGUGAACAAUACAUAAGACAGCAAAAUAUAUUCCAGACUACUCGAUCUCACAUACACAGAGCAGAAGUGACGAGUGUGUGAAGAAGGAGAGAGAGAGAGAGAGAGAGACCGGCAUCAUUAAAACGUACGUGCAGAGUAGCAGCAUAGUCGAGAUGCCGACGAGCUUAUUCCCGGAGAUGGAGCGAGCCUCGGUUAUGGCCGGGAACGGAGGCGGUGGUGGCGGCGGCCCCACGAGCAACAGCACCAUCGAGGAACAGCGCGCCCUUCAGCUGGCCCUCGAGCUGUCGAUGCUCGGAUUAGAGCAGGGCGGGUGUUCCAACGGCGCGAGUCCCGGGGUCGGGUCCAACGGGUCGGGUGUCGGAACUGUCGUCGGCCAGGACGCGGAUGGCAUGCAGACCGGCCAGUCGAGCGUGUUCGAGGAGGCCCGCUCGAAGAAGAGCCAGAACAUGACCGAGUGCGUGCCCGUACCCAGCAGCGAGCACGUGGCCGAGAUCGUCGGCAGACAAGGCUGCAAGAUCAAAGCGCUGCGCGCAAAGACCAACACGUACAUAAAGACACCGGUGCGCGGGGAGGAGCCGGUCUUCGUGGUAACGGGACGCAAAGAGGACGUGGCCCGCGCCAAACGCGAGAUUCUCUCGGCGGCCGAGCACUUCUCCCAGAUCCGCGCCUCCCGCAAAUCCAGCCUCGGCGCCCUCCUCGGCGCCCCACCCGGACCCCCUGCCUCGGUCCCCGGACACAUAACCAUCCAGGUGCGCGUACCCUACCGCGUGGUUGGCCUCGUCGUCGGACCCAAGGGCGCCACGAUCAAGCGCAUCCAGCACCAGACGCACACGUACAUCGUCACCCCGAGUCGCGACAAGGAGCCCGUCUUCGAGGUCACCGGCCUCCCCGAGAGCGUCGCAGCCGCCCGCACCGAGAUCCAAGCCCACAUCACCCAGCGCACGGGCGUCUUCCCCAUUUGCAUGCACAACGAGGAGAAGGACCUCCUGGAGGCCCUCUGCCGGGGCGGUUUGACCUCGAUCCUCGGCUGCCUCGACGCCCCCGGGGCACAAGGCACCAACGGCGCCAAGACCGGUGGCAGCAAUGGCUCGAGCGGCGCGUUCUCGUCCAGCGGCAGCUGCAGCAGCUCGUCGUCGAGCUCCGGAGCCACGGGGCUCAACGACCUCGUGGCCAUCUGGAACGCAGGCAUGGAGCGGGACGAAGGCCUCGGGGAGUCGCCCAGCUUCGAGUCCCAGGCGGCAGCCGCGGCGGCCUCCUCGAUCUGGAGCUUUCCGGGGGUGACGCUGCCCUCGCGGCCCUCCCCCCCGGCUUCGGCGUCGCCAGCCUCGCCCACGGACUCCCUGCUGGGCAACAGCAGUACCCUCGGUGGUGGUGGCGGCAGCAGCAGCAACAGCCUCCACGGGAUCAUGGCCACCGGGACCAUGAGUCCUCCGAGCGUGCGGGAGUGCAUCGUCUGCGGGGACAAGGACGUGUCGACCGCGCUCGUACCCUGCGGCCACAAGAACUUUUGCGCCGAGUGCGGCCACCGCAUAUGCGUGAGCAGUCCCGAGCCGACCUGUCCCAUCUGCACGAAGCCGGUGCGCCAGGCCCUACGCAUCAUCAACUAAGUAUAUGUACAUACACACCACAACAGCCAAUACAGCGACAGCAACAACAACAACAACACCACAGCCUCCCCGCCCGUUCCGCGACCCUCUUUUCGACGACUGACCAAUCGUUAGGAAACAACGCCAGGCGGCUGCUGGACCACGUUAUUUUAUUACCACGCCACUACCCACGGGUUCAUCGAGGCGUCGUCGUACGUUGUACAAUGUCCACGUAUGUCGCACGUCGGAUGUGUAUACAAUAUAGAUUGUACCACACGAAGCGCCCUCGCGCGAUUUUAUACUUUGAUAACGAACGAGAUACAGCGCCAGGAGAGGAGCUGUUGCUGCCACGAGAAGGACGAUCCAGCGCGGGUGGAAGAUAUUUGUUUUCCUUGUGUUUUUGAUUAUUAUUAUUAUUAUUAUUAUUAUUAUCAUUAUUUUAUUUUAUUUUUUUUUUUUUGUAAGUAAUAGAGUUUUGUUCGUUUUUGCAUACAAUAAUAAUCAUAAUAGUAAUUACCUAUACUCUUCGGUUCGAUACCGAAAGAGACGCGAUGAUGAUGAUGAUGCUGAUCAUGAUGAUUGCGAUGAACAAUGUGAUGAU
Molecule: messenger RNA, 2915 nt
Organism: Copidosoma floridanum
Lineage: Eukaryota; Metazoa; Arthropoda; Insecta; Hymenoptera; Encyrtidae
Product: RNA-binding E3 ubiquitin-protein ligase MEX3C
Molecular function (GO): RNA binding
Source: RefSeq, a predicted model, not a curated record